AUGGUAGCACAACAGGCAAGUAUAGAACCUGUUGAGGUGAUAGACUCAAGUCAGGUCGUCGAAGAACCAGUACCAUUUACUGUAGAAGAUCAAUUAGAACAAGCUUCUCGUCCUACUACAGAUAAUAAUAAUAACAAUAAUGUUAAGUCUGGUAGAGAGUUGAAAAGAACAAAGACUAGUCAGGAUAUCGAAGAAUCGAAAGUUUCCAAUGUAGGUACAGAUACCGUUACUAGACCUCAUGUAGACGCUACAUACGUAGGAUGGAAACAAAUGUCAGGAUGGGUUGAAAGAGAUAGACUAACCUUAGAUGAUGAAUUGGUAGAUUUGGAUCAAGAAACUAUCUUGAAUAAUGUCUUACCUGAUUAUUUGUAUGGUGAUUGGUACCAUUUUGUUGCAAUCAUCUUUGUUGCUGGUAUUUUAUCAUUUACGUUUGGUUACUUCAAGUUUUCUUUGGCUCCUGUGUUCUUUAUUAUAGUCUUAACUGGGUUAUUAUAUCGUACUAAUGCUAAGAAAUAUCGUGCUUCAAUCAGAGAAUUGAUUCAAAAGGAAUUCACUGUUCAAAAGAUAGAAGAUGACUACGAAACAAUGGAAUGGUUGAAUAAUAUGUUGGAUAAAUAUUGGCCUAUUAUUGAACCUAGUGUCUCCCAAAUGGUUGUCACUCAAGUGAACGAUCAAUUGGCUACAAACCCAUCUGUCCCAGCAUUUAUUAAGUCAUUAUGGGUAGAUAAGUUUACUCUGGGGAUUAAACCUUUUAGAAUUGACUCGGUGAAGACAUUCCAAAAUACAGAAUCAGAUAUUGUGGUCAUGGAUUGGACGGUGUCAUAUACACCUCAUGAUUUAUCAGAUAUGUCUGCAAAACAAUUGAAAAAUUAUGUUAACCAAAAAGUUGUAGUCAAGGCCAAGAUGUUCGGUAUUACAAUCCCAGUUGCUGUCUCUGAUAUCUCAUUUAAAGUCGACACUAGAGUAAGAUUUAAAUUGAUGACCCCAUUUCCUCAUGUUGAAACCAUCAAUGUUCAAUUGUUAGAAGUUCCUGAUAUCGAUUUUGUAUGUCGUUUGUUUGGUGAUAAUGUCUUUAAUUGGGAGAUAUUAGCUAUACCGGGACUUUACUCCACAAUUAAUACUUUGGCAAAGAAAUAUAUGGGUCCUAUGUUUUUACCCCCCUUUUCUUUACAAUUAAAUAUCCCACAAUUAUUAUCUCAAUCUAAUUUAUCUGUUGGUGUCCUGGAAGUCACUGUAAAAAAUGCUAAGGAUAUUAAACGUGCAAACACAUUCAUUAAUGCCUCGAUAGACCCAUACUUAGCUUUCGAAUUAUCAGGAAAAACUGUGGGUAAGACUAGAACAGUUAGAGAUUCAUUGAAUCCUAUCUGGGAUGAAACUCUAUAUUUGUUACUGUCGUCAUUUACUGAUCCUUUAACGAUUACAUUGUUCGACAAGAGAGAAAAACUAAAGGAUAAAGUCAUGGGUAGAGUUGAAUACAAUUUAAACUCCAUGCAUGAUAAAGAAAUUCAAACAGAUCUUGUUUCUCACUUCUUAAGAAACUCUAAGCCCGUUGGUAAUUUGUCCUUUGAUUUGAAAUUCUUCCCGACUUUAGAACGUAAAGUUUUACCAUCUGGUGAAGUAGAAGAAUUGCCAGAUCUGAAUACUGGUAUUGCUAAGAUUGUUGUAGAAGAACUACACGGUAUGAACGAAGAAAAUAAGAAAGGUUCCUAUUACAUUGAAGUGUUUUUGAAUGCUAAAUUGGUAUUGACUACAUCGAAGGUAACGAAAGAAGAUAUUCAAACUUUUAAUCAAGACUACGAAUCAGUGAUCCCAGAUCGUCGUAAGUCUCGUUAUAGAUUUAUUGUUAAGGAUGCUAACACAGAUGAGAUUGUUACCUCGAUGGUACAAAAUCUAAAUGAUUUGAUUGAUAGAACAGAAAUCGGUAAAUUAUUGAUCCCCCUUCCAGGUAGUAAAGCUAAAUUAAAAGUCACUACAUAUUGGAAGCCUGUUAGAUUAGAUCUUGGUAAUAAUUCUAUUGCAUAUACUCCUCCUAUUGGUUUAGUAAGAGUUUUCUUGAAGAAGGCAGUCAACUUGAAAAACCUGGAGACUGUGGGGUAUAUCGAUCCAUAUGCCAGAGUACUUGUCAAUGGUAUAUCCAAGGGUAGAACUGAUUAUGAGUCUCAAACUUUGAACCCUGUUUGGAACUUCUCUAUUUAUGUGGCAAUCACUUCCCCGAACCAAAAGAUUUCUGUGGAAGUGAUGGAUGUGGAGACAGUGAACAAGGAUCGUCGUGUUGGUAUCUAUGAUAUUGACCUUUCAGAUCUUGUCCAUGAGGAUGAUGAUGGUAAGUACAUAACUAAGGAAGAUGACAACGACAAAACUGUACGUUUGAUAGGUAAGGAUGGCCCAAGUGGUCAAUUGGUCUAUAAUGCUUCUUUCUAUCCUGUUAAGCCAAUAUUGACGUUAGAGGAAGUUCAAGAUUUGGAAAAAGUGGGAAAGAGAAAACAAAAAUUGGAAGACAAGAAGGCUAAAAUUGAUAUGAGCAAGAUUGCUCCAGUAGAAAAGGAUAUCAUAGAAGCAGAAGAAAGUGAACUUAAUGAAUUGACAAAUUUGUAUUCUCACAAACAAAAAUUAUCAUUGGAAGAAUUGUUGAAAUUCCAAUCUGGUGCGCUUGCUAUAUCUGUGUUGAAUGGUGAAUUGCCUGAUGCCGGUUACUAUGUUCAAGCUUUUUUCGAUGGUAAUGGUCAUUCACGUUUCAAUAGUCCUAAGAUUAAUUCAAGGAUUAUUAGAGAUGGUUGGACAGGUGAUGUUGCUGUCAAAGAAUUGAAGAAUUCAAUGACUACAUUUAGAGUGACGAAGAAUCGAUACGGUAACAGAGUGGAAAGUUGUGUCAGUGAAGUAUCGUUACCAACUAUAGAGUUAGUUAAGAACUGUUAUAAUAAGCCAUCGAUCAUUACCUUGAGUGGUGAGGGUGCAACUAAAUUAAUGAUCCAAGUUUCGUGGUUCCCAUUAGAUGUUGAAAAAUUACCAGCAUCUGAUUUGAUGAGUAAUUCUGGUGAUUUGACUAUUUCUUCAAAGAAUGCAGAAAAUCUAAUGGCUUCUGAUUCUAAUGGAUUUUCAGAUCCAUAUUUGAAAUUCUAUAUUAAUGAUUUCAAGGAUCAUUUGUAUGAAACACCAACCGUAAAGAAGACAUUGAAUCCGGUUUGGAAUGACACUGGUAAGAUUGUAGUGAAAGAUCGUGUCAAUAGUAUGCUUAAUAUCAAAGUUAUGGAUUGGGAUGCAGCCUCCUCUGAUGAUAUCAUUGGUCGUGCUAGUAUACCAUUAUCUAGUAUUGAACCUGGUCAAACAAUCGAUAUGGAUGUACCUGUGAGACGUGAUGAUGGUGGUGACGGAGGUAUUCUACAUAUGACGUUUGAAUUCGAACCAAGAUAUGUGUUAAGUGUCGCCAAGCGUGAGAAGAAAGUAGGUGACGUUGCCAGUAAAGGUAUUGGUAGUGGUUUGAAAGUCGGAACCACUGUUGUGUCGACAGGUGUUGGGACAAUUGGUAAGAUUGGGAAAGGUGUAUUUGGUGCGGUUGGUUUAAAACGUAAAAAGAGUAGCAAGACUCCCAAACAAACUAAUGGUGACGAAUAG
This is a messenger RNA of Maudiozyma barnettii, 3612 nucleotides long. RefSeq names its product tricalbin (gene TCB1). NCBI's taxonomy places the organism in Eukaryota, Fungi, Ascomycota, Saccharomycetes, Saccharomycetales, Saccharomycetaceae. The transcript has a single exon. Bases 1 to 3612 code for a protein of 1203 amino acids. The record is from RefSeq and is a predicted model, not a curated record. Gene Ontology annotation, molecular function: lipid binding.